Messenger RNA from Parathielavia appendiculata, 813 nucleotides. RefSeq names its product 14-3-3 protein. Gene Ontology annotation, biological process: signal transduction; intracellular protein localization. NCBI's taxonomy places the organism in Eukaryota, Fungi, Ascomycota, Sordariomycetes, Sordariales, Chaetomiaceae. The transcript has 5 exons. Gene Ontology annotation, cellular component: cytoplasm. The record is from RefSeq and is a predicted model, not a curated record. Bases 1 to 813 code for a protein of 270 amino acids.
AUGGCAAACGAGCGUGAAAGCAAGACGUUCCUCGCCCGCCUGUGCGAGCAGGCCGAGCGCUACGAUGAGAUGGUCACCUACAUGAAGGAGGUCGCCAAGCUCGGCGGCGAGCUCACCGUUGACGAGCGUAACCUGCUCUCGGUCGCCUACAAGAACGUGGUUGGCACCCGCCGGGCCAGCUGGCGCAUCAUCUCGUCGAUCGAGCAGAAGGAGGAGUCCAAGGGCUCCGAUAAGCAUGUCGCCACCAUCCGCGAAUACCGCCACAAGAUCGAGACCGAGCUGGAGAAGGUCUGCCAGGAUGUGCUCGAGGUGCUCGACGAGGCCCUGAUUCCCAACGCCGUGUCGGGCGAGUCCAAGGUCUUUUACCACAAGAUGAAGGGCGAUUACCACCGCUACCUGGCCGAGUUCGCCUCUGGCGAGAAGCGCAAGGUUGCCGCUACUGCUGCGCAUGAGGCGUACAAGAGCGCCACCGACGUCGCCCAGUCCGAUCUGACCCCCACCCAUCCUAUCCGCCUGGGCCUGGCGCUCAACUUCUCGGUCUUCUAUUACGAGAUCCUCAACUCGCCAGACCGCGCCUGCCACCUGGCCAAGCAGGCAUUUGACGACGCCAUCGCUGAGCUCGACUCGCUCUCGGAGGAAUCGUACCGCGACAGCACCCUCAUCAUGCAGCUGCUCCGCGACAACCUCACCCUGUGGACCUCGUCCGACAACGGCGAGCCCGAGGGCGUCGCCGCCGAGGCCGCCAAGGAGGAGAAGCCCGUUGAGGAGAAGACCGACGGCAAGGCCGACGAGCCUGCGCCCGAGCAAGUGUAA